Molecule: messenger RNA, 1056 nt
Organism: Anisakis simplex (herring worm)
Lineage: Eukaryota; Metazoa; Nematoda; Chromadorea; Rhabditida; Anisakidae
Source: the annotation of a GenBank genome assembly
AUGGUUACCCGCCCGGACCCAGUUCUCUUCGUCAGUGCGUUCACUGCCAUCGUUAUCGUGCUCAUCAUCUACCGUAUGCCUGAUAUCAUGACACGACUCUAUCACUUUACUCCUACCGUACCAUGGCUACAGUUUGAUCCAGAGGAUGCGAUAAGUGCAAAGCAUCGACUACAUCUUCACAACGGACAGUGGAGGUUUCGCAAUGCACCAGACAUUUACGGAGAUUGUGAGAGGAUAUGGGCGAAAGCACCAAGAAAUGAUGAUGGCAGGGCGACGGAUUCAAUAACAGCGACCAGCAGUCGAGAAUUUCUAAUGGCGCAAAAAAAGAUCGGUAAAGGUUGGAAUAAAAACGUUUAUGAGAUCCAACUUGACCAAGGACGAUUUGCUUUGAAGACGUUGAAUUUGAAAGGAACUGCGAUUCGACGAUGUCAACAAGACACCGCAACAACAAUAAAUCGCUACUUUAAUAGUGAAGAUUGCCUGGACAUGGCCAUUAGGCGUUUUGUCCGCGAAAUAGGUGUACUUAUUGAUCUACAAGCCGACGAAAAUGUUCCGAAGCUGUUCGCGUAUUGUAUCCCACAAGAUGCGCAUCAGAAUGCGGAUCGAUUGGCCAUGCUCAUUGAAGGUGGUCAUCCCAUCGAUAUGGUUAUGUUGAUACAAAUCGACUGGUUCAAACGGCUCAAACUGUUGAAUGAAAUUGUCGCAUUUCUUCAACGAAUUCGACCAUACACGCUAAACGAUCUGCGAAGACAACAGUUCGUUCUGAUCAAUAAUCGACCUGCGUACGUCGACUUUGACGAUGUUACAUUCAGUGGACAGUCUUCAGAUGUGAACAAUCAAACUGCAAGGCAUCUGUAUAACGCGUUCAUCAAAGACCUCUUCUGGUAUGGCAAUCCGCAAGAGGUCACUCACUUGAUCGAUUCCUUAAAGUCUGAUUAUGAGUCAAGAAUGCUGUCAAUAGAAAUGAUCGAAUCGACAGCGAAUCAUCUCAAAACCAUAACCAACUUCAACAAGACGUUGUCUUCAUCAUUAUCAUACACCGUUUCAUCGCCAUGA